AUGAAAAAUGUGAUUAAGUUUCUGAUGCCCACUAAUAUCUCCCUGGCAAAUCCAGCUUCAGCUGGGACUGAUUUGGUUUACAAAUCUACAGAGUACAAGGCUGCCUCAGUGCUGUUGGUAUUGACAAUAUGUGGAACUGGAAUCAUCGGGAAUAUUAUGGUGGUGCUGGUGGUCAUGACCACUAGACAUAUGAGAACCCCAACCAACUGUUACCUGGUCAGUCUUGCAGUGGCUGAUCUGAUGGUCCUAGUGGCUGCAGGAUUACCUAAUAUUUCUGACAGUCUGAUUGAGGAGUGGAUCUAUGGGCAUGUGGGCUGCUUGGGUAUUACCUACCUUCAAUACUUGGGGAUCAAUGCGUCAUCAUGUUCCAUCACUGCAUUCACUGUGGAAAGGUACAUCGCCAUCUGCCACCCAAUAAAAGCACAGUCCAUAUGCACAGUCUCCAGAGCCAAGAAAAUCCUAACGUUUCUUUGGGUAAUUACCUCCUUCUAUUGCAUGCUGUGGUUUUUCUUGGUGGAUCUCAACAUCAACAGCAGGCAGAAUGCUGAAUGUGGCUACAAAGUCUCCAGGAAUCUGUACUUGCCCAUCUACUUCAUUGAUUUCACCAUCUUCUAUGUGAUCCCUUUGAUUGUGGCCACAGUGUUGUAUGGUCUGAUUGGGCGAGUCCUUUUCCUCAGCCCCAUUCCAAACCAAGUUAAUUCAGGACCCGAGCAAUGGAGGGAGUGUCGUGGGUCAGAGCGAAUCAUCUCCCACUCUCCCAGCCGGACAAGCAAGGGAUCCGUCUCAUCCAGAAAACAGGUCACGAAGAUGCUUGCUGUGAUUGUUAUUCUGUUUGCUGUACUCUGGAUGCCGUACAGAACAAUUGUCGUAGUCAACUCCUUCAUGGACAAGCAAUACGAGAAUGUUUGGUUCCUUUUAUUCUGCAGACUAUGCAUCUAUGCCAACAGUGCUAUCAAUCCUGUCAUUUAUAAUCUAAUGUCUCAGAAAUUCAGAUCUGCUUUCAAAAAACUGUGCAACUGUAGCCAAGAUAACAUUCAGCAGCGCCCAUUGUAUACAACUGCUCCUAAUUACAGUGCGGUUCAUGAUACAGUCACAGAGAGCCCUGAAUUUAGUGGCAAGCAACACUGUGAAAAGCAGAAUGAUCAGGAGAAAGACAACAUAAAAAUGGAAGAUGUGACAUCUACAAUAAAAGACCAGACAUACUCCAGUGUUUAA
Messenger RNA from Pristis pectinata (smalltooth sawfish), 1215 nucleotides. RefSeq names its product thyrotropin-releasing hormone receptor-like. The record is from RefSeq and is a predicted model, not a curated record. Gene Ontology annotation, cellular component: membrane. Gene Ontology annotation, molecular function: thyrotropin-releasing hormone receptor activity. Bases 1 to 1215 code for a protein of 404 amino acids. Gene Ontology annotation, biological process: phospholipase C-activating G protein-coupled receptor signaling pathway. NCBI's taxonomy places the organism in Eukaryota, Metazoa, Chordata, Chondrichthyes, Rhinopristiformes, Pristidae. The transcript is spliced from 2 exons.